GGCCGGGCAGCGGGAGCCCGGCGGGGCCGGGCCAUGGGGCGGCGGGCGCUGCUGGCCGGCCGGGCCCCGCUCCACCUGCUGCUGCUGUGCCACGCCUGGGCGCUGCCUCCGCCGCCCCGCGAGGCUCAGCCUCCGCCGGCCCGGGAGGCUCAGCCGGUGCUGCCCGCCCGCCUGCCCGCCCCGUCGGGGCAGCUGGCGCUGCGGCUGGCCGCCUUCGGGCGCGCCGUCGUGCUUCGCCUCCGGCCCGACGCCUCCUUCCUCGCCCCUCGCCUCCGCCUGCAGCGUUUGGGAGGAGGCCGGAGGCCGCCGGGCCGGGCCUCGCCCCGCCGGGGCUGCUUCUACGCGGGCACCGUCGAGGGGCGCCCCGAUGCCCCCGCCGCGCUCAGCCGCUGCGGGCCGCCCGCCGGGCUCCGCGCCGCCUUCCUGCUCGACGGGGCGGCCUACGAGCUGCUGCCGCUCGGGACGCCCGCUCCCGGCCCUCCCUGGCGCCGCUUGCACCGCCUCCAGCGCCGCGCCGCCCCGACGGCCGCCCCGACGGCGGCCCGGCCCCGGCCCCCGGCAGCCGCCGGCCCCGCGGAGCCGCUCCGGAGGCCCCGGCGCUUCGUCUCCGAGGCGCGCUACGUGGAGACGCUGCUGGUGGCCGACGCCUCCAUGGUGCGCUUCUACGGGGAGGACGUGGAGAACCACGUCCUGACCCUGAUGUCCAUGGCAGCCCGCAUCUACAAGCACCCCAGCCUGAAGAACGCCAUCAACCUGGUGGUGGUGAAGGUGCUGGUGGUGGACGACGAGGCGGCGGGGCCAGAGGUGUCCGACAACGGCGGCCUCACCCUGCGCAACUUCUGCAGCUGGCAGCAGCAGUUCAAUCCCCUGAGCGACCGGCACCCCGAGCACUACGACACCGCCAUCCUGCUCACCAGACAGGAUUUCUGCGGGCACCAGAGCUGCGACACGCUGGGGGUGGCGGAUAUCGGCACCAUGUGCGACCGCAACAAAAGCUGCUCGGUGAUCGAGGACGAGGGCCUGCAGGCAGCCUACACCCUGGCUCAUGAACUGGGCCACGUGCUCAGCAUGCCCCACGACGACUCCAAGACCUGUGAGCGGCUCUUCGGGCCCCUCGGCAAGCACCACAUGAUGGCCCCGCUUUUUGUCCACCUGAACAAGAGCCAGCCGUGGUCACCUUGCAGCGCCAUGUACCUCACCGAGUUCCUGGACGGCGGGCACGGCGACUGCCUGCUCGAUGCCCCGGCCAAAGCCCUCUCCCUGCCUGCCGAGCUGCCUGGCCGAGGGGCCCUCUACAGCCUGGACCAGCAGUGCCAGCAGAUCUUCGGCAAGGACUUCCAGCACUGCCCCAACACCACGGAGGAGGACAUCUGUGCCCAGCUGUGGUGCAGGAUGGGCACCGGGGAGCCGCUGUGCCACACCAAGAACGGCAGCCUGCCCUGGGCCGACGGUACCCCCUGCAAGGGCAGUGGGCUCUGCUGGGAUGGUGCCUGCCUGCCCCAGGACGCGCUCCAGCCCCAGCCGGCAGUGGAUGGUGACUGGGGCCCGUGGAGCCCCUGGGGCGCCUGCUCGCGGACGUGCGGCGGCGGCGUGCAGUUCUCCCACCGCCACUGCGACCGGCCCCGGCCCCAGCACGGCGGCAGGUACUGCGAGGGGCAGCGCACCCGCUACCAGUCGUGUCACACCGACGAGUGCCCGCAGGAUGGCAAGAGCUUUCGUGAGCAGCAGUGCGAGAAGUACAACAGCUACAACUUCACCGACCUGGACGGGAACCGACUGGAGUGGGUCCCCAAGUACGCCGGGGUGUCCCCCCGGGACCGCUGCAAGCUCUUUUGCCGAGCCAGGGGGAGGAGUGAAUUUAAAGUCUUUGAGGCCAAAGUGAUCGACGGGACGCUGUGUGGUCCGGAGACCCUCUCCAUCUGCGUGCACGGGCAGUGCAUCAAGGCCGGCUGCGAUCACGUCGUCGGGUCCUCCAAGAAGCUGGACAAAUGCGGGGUGUGCGGCGGCAACGGCUCGACUUGCAGGAAAAUAUCUGGCUCGCUCAACAGAUCCAAGUACGGCUACAACGACAUCGUCACCAUCCCCGCCGGGGCCACCAACAUCGACAUCAAGCAGCGCAGCCACCGCGGGGUCCGUCACGACGGGAACUACCUGGCCCUGAGGACCCUGGAGGGCAAGUACCUGCUGAACGGUGACUUUGCCAUCUCGGCCAUGGAGCAGGACAUCCUCGUUAAGGGGACCAUCCUGAAGUACAGCGGCUCCAUGACGACCUUGGAGAGGCUGCAGAGCUUCCGGCAGCUCCCCGAGCCGCUGACCGUCCAGCUGCUGACCAUCGCCAGCGAGGUCUUCCCACCCAAGGUCAAGUACACCUUCUUCAUCCCCAAGGAUGUCCCCUUCAGCAAGCAGAAGGGCAAAGAGAAGAAAUCGGCCAACAUCAUCCGCCCGAUGCUCACCUCCCAGUGGGUCCUGGGCGACUGGUCCGAGUGCUCCAAGACCUGUGGCUCGGGCUGGCAGAGGCGGACGGUGGACUGCCGGGACGUUGAGGGCCAACCUUCCUCCACCUGCGACCGAGCCCUCAAGCCUGAGGACAUCAAGCCCUGCGGCGACGUCCCCUGCCCGCUCUGGCGCCUGGGCCCUUGGUCCCCCUGCUCACAGACGUGCGGCGAGGGCGUGCGGACGCGCAACGCCUCCUGCAUCCACUACACCGGCACCAUCAUCGCCCCGGAGAAAUGCGGCUCCCCGGGGCCACCGCCGGCCACCGCCGCCUGCCUGCUGCGGCAGUGCUGAGUGGGGACGGGACGGGAUGGGGCGAUGCUCCUGACCCCCGGGGAUGGGGACACAGAUGCCCUCAAGGACGAUAGCCACUGGUACCCCCAUAGUUCAUCCCCCCCCAUCAGCAUCUACCUCAGAGGGGGGAAUAACGGCAGCAAAAAGAGGAGGAAUUGCUUCUUUUUUCCUUUCUGGCUGGCUGGGGCUGUGGGUUGAGGAGGGCUGGGGUGGGUGGUGCUGGUCUAGGAUGUGAUAAAUUUGGGGUUUCUUUCCAAAAGCGCUGCUGCGCGGGACGGGUCGGGUCGGGUCGCUGUCCCCGCCAUGCAGCAGUGUGGGUGUCUGAGCACAAGGAGCGUUUUAUCAGCUGUGGUUUCAGCUGGAGAUAACUCCCUCGUUUGGCUGGAAGAGGGAAUGAGCUGAGGGCUGGGCUAAUCAGUUGUGGCAGCUUCUGCUGGAUUUAUCAUCCAGGCGGUGACAAACCUCUGCCUCCAAACAUCCCCAGCACCCGCCGUUGUUCCCUGAGCCGCAGCCCCACCAGGAAUUCUUGUCUCGACGCCUCCAUUUCCCCAGCUCUAAAACCAAGGCUUAAUUACACCCGAUCCCACUUGCAGGGUUGCCACAAGGAUUAAUUAAAGCUUCUGCAGUGCUCUGGCUGUGAAAUGCCUAUUGCUGUACCCCAUUCCCCUCUGGAAGGGCCACUUGGCUGUGCCACCAUCCCCUCUCUUGUCUUCCUUGGCUCUGUGCGCUGCAUGCUCACUUUAUCAGCUGUGCUUUUAGUUGCAAAGAUAAGCAUCUGGCUUGCAGCAGGACCGAGCUGAGGGCAUGCGUUAGGUGGGAGGCCAGGCUAUGAGAUCGUCACGCUUCCUGCCGGAUUUAUCACCUCCAACACUGCAACCCCCCCUUCCCAAACAUCCCCAGGACCCGCAGGUGCCGAGUGAGACCCAGCCUCUCCCACCCCACCGCAGCGACCGGUGCCACUGCUCAACCCUGAUUUCCCAAGCCUGGGGUGCGUGAGGAUGCUCAGAUCCAGCGUUUGGCUCCAGCCCCGCUUAAUUUGGGACUGGAAGGUCUAAAACGGAGCCUCGCAGGGCUGGAGCUCCUCCUGCCCAGCAGGGACCGGCUGGGCCCCCUCUCCCAGCCCGGACGCUGUCUGGCCGCGGCGCAGAUGCUGCUCACUCGCUGAACUUUCCCCUUUUGAAGCAGUCGCCUCUCGCUGGACAUGUGUUGGCAGCAGCCGCUGCCUUGGGAGCUGGGCUGGAAUCUGCAAAUGUUUUGUCAUGGACAUCGUGCCGUGAGUGGAUGUCUCAGCGUCCAGAGGCUCCUCUCUGUGUGCCCCUUGCUGCUUCCCUGCGGAUGGCCAGGCAUGCGUCUCCCCCCUUGAAUUCCCAGGGGGAAUGGCCUCUCCUGUCUGCCUUUUUCCCAUGGCAGAGGGGAGUGGGAGAAAAGGGCUGGAAACCCCAACCUGGAUUGAGGAGAGCAGCACGUCCCCACUGCAAAAACACCCGGCUUUGCUCCUGCUGGCUGGCAGCAGCAGAAGGACUUGGAUUCGCUACAUCUGUCUUUCCCCAUCUGCAAAACGAAGCGGCCUCGUGGAGCUGCUUUUUGUCCAGGAGCUGCUCUGAGCACGGGAAACACUGCUGCAAAACGAGAGGGCGCUUCUGCAAGAAGGGCUGGGGGGUGAUAAGAUAUUUUCACCAGCUUGGAGGUGACCAAAUGGCAGGUCCACCUUGAAAACCAUGCCUUUGGGAGAAAUUCUUUCUGCCCCCUUUCCAAGCAGACAGCCUGCCUUGUCUGCGAGGAGGCUCCGGUGUUAUUCGUGGUGUGGAGAUGUGACGCUGUGCUGAAGCUCUGCGGUAGCAGGGAGAGGGCUGAGGAUUUUGUAGUCGACGUGGACCUCUGGGUUUGGAGCAGGGGGUUCAUCUCUAAGCUGGCGUGAAACCCUUCCUGGUGCUGUGCCCACCGCGCAGGAUGGGACCGGGGCCAGAAGCCCAUCCCCUAACCUAGGUUUGAAGAGCAGGGACGUUCACCCCUUCGGUGGCUGACCCCUUUCAAAGCCAAGGGGCGUAUAACCAGGGAGCAGAGGGCUGAGGGUUUUGGCUUGGCUCUUUUUUAGAAAAGAAAAAACAAAGGCCAGCUGCAGAGUUUGGAUGCAGAGCUGCUUGGGCUGCAGUUCAGACCUACCUUCGGGCAAUGUUCUCUGUCUGCUAAUUAAUCUCCAGGAAUUUAAGGCCUCUCGCUCUAACAAAUAGCUGGAUGCUAAAGUCAUGUAGCCUUGCUGGGUUAUUUUCUUUUCCCCUUUGCAUCUGAGAGGGUUUCAGCUCAAAGGCGAGCAUGUGUUUCCUCUCCAGCAUUGUAACCAGCAUCCAUUUAGGAUGGGUCAGAAAUUUCAGCCUGAGACGGUGCCAAGGAAAACGUCCAUAUUUAUCAGCCCUGCACAGGAGUCUUGCACGCCAAGGGCCUCUUCCAGUUUCUCAUAUGAGCUGUGCAGCAUCUUAGCCAGAGCUUCCCCUAUGCAAAAAACCCUCCCUGCUGCAGGCAAAUCCCGCACUGUGCCCUUUUUCCCCUGGCACCUCCCCGGGAUGUCAAAGGAGCAACCGCAGCUGAAGGUGCACAUCUGUGCAAGGGCAGGAGGCUCCUUGCAGAAAAUGCACCCGGUUUUGAUCUUUCCCUUGCUUUUCCAGCCAGGAUGCUGAUAGGGCCCUGCCUGGGGCUGGGGUGCGGGGUCUGGGUGAGGUGUGGGGUCUGGCACGUGCUGUUCCCGUCCUGCCUUCCCGUAGAAACACGUAGCCUUUACGCUGAUUAAGUCAAAGAGGUUAUAUAUUAGGAUAUAUAUGUGUAUAUAUAUGUUUCCCUUCAGUGAAGGAUUGUAGCAACGUACUGAGCCUCUCGUGUUAGGUAUUUAUUAUAAAUUUUUUGUUUUGUACAGUAGCUGUCUGGAAAUGAGAAGAAAAAAGGGGAAAAAAAAAAAAGACUGUCUGUGUUUUAUCAUGCUGCUCCCACAUCCCCGCUCCGAAACCCGCAGCGGUGCCAGAGAGGGGAGGUCUCGCUCCGCGUGCGGCCCCCGUGUUACACAGCUGGGGGCUCGCUCCCCCGGGGUGCGCAAAUCAGGGCGAGCUUUGCAAGCGGAACAAAUCCGACAGAAGUGAGCUCGGGACUUCGGUUGCAAGGGGAAAAAAAAAUACUGUUGUCUGAUUUUAUCUUUUUUUCUUUGUUUUUGACCUUGAGAACAAGUAUGUUUGUGACUCUGCCUUUACCUCUUCAAUAAAGGAUUUCCUGCCAA
Cygnus olor (mute swan) is the source of this 6049-nucleotide messenger RNA. RefSeq names its product ADAM metallopeptidase with thrombospondin type 1 motif 8 (gene ADAMTS8). Gene Ontology annotation, molecular function: zinc ion binding; metalloendopeptidase activity. Gene Ontology annotation, biological process: extracellular matrix organization; proteolysis. NCBI's taxonomy places the organism in Eukaryota, Metazoa, Chordata, Aves, Anseriformes, Anatidae. The record is from RefSeq and is a predicted model, not a curated record. The transcript has 9 exons. The coding region runs from base 34 to 2787 and encodes 917 amino acids.